Molecule: messenger RNA, 1062 nt
Organism: Lolium perenne
Lineage: Eukaryota; Viridiplantae; Streptophyta; Magnoliopsida; Poales; Poaceae
Product: BTB/POZ and MATH domain-containing protein 1-like
Biological process (GO): protein ubiquitination
Molecular function (GO): protein binding
Source: RefSeq, a predicted model, not a curated record
AUGGCUGAGUACACCCGUAUUCCGGUCGCCGCUGUAGGCGAGAAGAGGUUCCAUGUGAUGAAGAUAGAGGGAUACUCGAGAGCCAAGCAGCUCUUCAGCUCGGGCAAACAUACCAGAUCGGCGUGUUUCAGCGUCGGAGGCCAUAGCUGGGCUGUGCAAUGCUAUCUAAACGGCGACACGGAUCCGGACUUUAUAUCCCUCUACCUGCUUCUUGAUUCUUCUGAUGAUGCCAGAGAGGUGACGGCGGAGUUCAGUUUCAGCGUGCUAGACAAGGACGGAGAAGCGGUGGCCUCGCUCAGCCGUACCCAUUGCACGCGCAGCUUCAAACCGAAAGGUUUAGGCUGGGGCUACUCUAGCUGCGUGAGGAAGGCCGAUCUGGAGCGAUCUGCGCAUCUGAGAGACGAUUCCUUGAGCAUCGGAUUCGAUGUGGCCGUCAUGAAGGCGAUCGGAAGCAGGGUGGCAAGGGUUCCUCCGAGCGACCUGCAUCAGCAUCUCGGCGACCUCCUUAAAAGCAAGGAUGGAACGGACGUGACCUUCCAGGUCGGAGGGGAGAGUUUCUCGGCUCAUAGGUCCGUGCUCGCUGCGAGGUCGUCUGUUUUCAAGGCGGAGCUCUUCGGUGCCAUGAAGGAGAACACGGUCGACACGAUCGAAAUUGGUGAUAUGGAAGCUGAUGUGUUCAAGUCCUUGCUCAGUUUCAUAUACACCGAUUCACUGCUUGAUGGCGAAGCACCUGGAGACGUGGUAAUGGCUGGCCACCUGCUUGUUGCCGCGGACAGGUACAACAUUGAGAGGCUGAAGCAGAUUUGUGAGCGCAAGCUAUGCAGUCACAUUGACACCAACAUGGUGGCGACCAGCUUGGCUUUGGCUGAGCAGCAUGGCUGCCAUGCACUCAAGGAGGCAUGUUUGCAGUUUCUCGCUUCUCCUUCCAAUUUGGAGGGGAUGAAGGCAAGUGAAGGCUACAAGCAUCUGAAAAGCAGUUGCCCGUCUGUUCUUAAGGAGCUAGUGGCUAGACUCCUGCCGGCCGAGCUCAAAGCGGCCAAGGACAUUAUCAUGGAAAUUUAG